Molecule: messenger RNA, 1730 nt
Organism: Frieseomelitta varia
Lineage: Eukaryota; Metazoa; Arthropoda; Insecta; Hymenoptera; Apidae
Gene: Arp10
Product: actin-related protein 10
Exons: 6
Coding region: 143-1276 (377 amino acids)
Biological process (GO): retrograde axonal transport of mitochondrion
Source: RefSeq, a predicted model, not a curated record
UGAUUCAUAUGUCCUGCUUGCGUCUCAAAUGUAAAGGGAAGUUUACAAUCACUUGUAACUUUUGUGUUUUGUGUUUCCCUCCGGCAUCGAGUCCAGGUUACAUACAGCAAGACUCCGCGGCACAACAAAAAGAUCUGUCAAAAUGCUUCGUACUUACGAAGGCAUCCGAUUUUUUUCGGACAAACAAAUGGUGAUAUUGGAUAUUGGCAGCGCAUAUACAAAAUUUGGUUACGCUGGCGAACCUACUCCGCGCGGUAUAAUAAGGACGGAGAUCAAGUGUCCAGACACCAAAAAGCUUCGAAGAAUUUAUGAUUACAAAGACACGGAGGAUUUGUAUCAACUGCUGGUCGAAUUUCUUCACGCUUUGUUCUUCAAGCAUGUCGUGAUAAGUCCAAAGGAUGCUAGAAUUGUCAUUUUAGAAUCCUUAUUGGUUCCGACACAAUUUAGGGACACGUUGGCCAAAGUAUUAUUCAGGCACUUUGAAAUCGGGUCAUUGAUGCUAUUAUCCACUCAUUUAGCAACUAUCAGCACCUUGGGCGUCAAUUCAGCUCUAGUUUUGGACAUUGGAUACAAGGAAGCCACAUUAAUUCCUAUUUACGAGGGUGAACCUAUCUUAAAGGCUUGGCAGGCUCUUCCAUUGGGCGGUCAAGUUGUACACGAGUAUCUGAUGAAAUCUUUACGGGAGAUAUAUCCUAACGUGGACAUCACGGAGAAGCUUGUAGAAGAUAUAAAAGUAAGGACGUGUUUUGUUACUACAUUAGAAAGGUCAGCUAAAUUGGGAACAGCGGAUGCUCCCAAGCCUCCUCCAGCGAUUAAAUAUCCCGGAGUUAAAAGUAUUAAUAUACCAGGCGAAAUUAGAGAGGAAGCGUUUGAAGUAUUAUGGGAAAGGGAUAAUGAUAAUCUCAGUAUACCAACAAUGAUCCUGAAUGCUAUUAUUCAGUGUCCAAUAGAUACUAGACGAACUUUAGCAGAAAAUAUACUCUUAAUUGGUGGCACGGCGAUGGCAAAAGGCUUCGCAAGUCGUCUCAAAUCCGAGCUUUUAACUCUCGUGAAAAGUAGUCAUUAUUCCGAGAAGUUGAAAAUUCAGACGUUCAUGUUUCACACUGCGCCCAGUAAACCAAACUACACAGCGUGGUUAGGUGGUGCUAUCUUUGGAAGUGUAGAUUUGCCACUAAGAUGUCUGACAAAGGAGAAUUAUUUGAAAUCUGACCGAGUUCCAGACUGGGUUAGCUUAAUAGAUAAUCAGAGAGACGAAUCAACCGUCUGUGAAACCUAAUAUACUGCCUAAUUUAACAAAGUGAUAUUUUUUUUAUAAUAAAAAGAAGAUAUUUUAACGAUUAUAUUUAUAUGUGUAUAUAAAAUAUGAACAACUUUAUUGAUUUCUUCUUAUUUUUCAUGUUAACAUCUCGCAGGCUUAUGAAUAUCAUUGUAACUACCGUCGCAUAAAUACGAUAAAGAUUUGAAAAUUGAAAAUGUGUUUUAUUCAUAUGAAUUGCGUUACAGGACUCUGCAAUUAUAUUACAGACUUUACAGUGUUGUGAGUAACGUAAGUUUCUCGUUAAGUUGAAGUUGUGUUUUUAUCAAUUGCGAAAGCGCGACAACCAUUAAUAGAUCUUUUACAUUGCUGUUGAACAUUUCGUCAAACUGAUCGCUCGACAUUUUUGGUACCGAAUGCACCAUAUCUAGGAGAGCGCGACCAACCUGAAAGAAAUAAAAUCGUUUAAGAAGAA